UUGUUUUUUCGAAUGCCCACCGCCAUUAAAUAAGAAGAAGAAGACGUUUGUGCAGAAAGAGCAGUAUUGCUAACAAAAAGGCUUUCUUUAAUUGCACUAGGUACAGUAAUGACACAUUUACUUCAUUGAUAUUAAAAUGUCGCCAGACUUGGGGAAGUGCUCGAGAAGCCUAUUAACGUGCGAAAAAUCGAACUUCCUGAAUGAGCAAUCACGUCAUGAAGUGCACGUGUCAAGACACUGUUUCAACUAUAAGAUUUCUUUACUGUUACCUGAAUGUGAAGUGCUACCUGUCAGGGUAGAAAACGUGAUCCAUAAUUUUAGCUCAUAUUACCUUGUACGAGAUCUGCCAGUUUAUAAAUUCCUGGAAGAGAAAUGGCUUGCAACAGUUGUCAAGAAAGGCAGUUUUUAUGCACUGUCUUGCAAAACCAGAAUCGAUGAAGACAACGUUUGUGCACUUUUGCCCAGUGGUCAGUUGAUACUGUCACUGGACAAGGACACAUAUGAGCACCUUGGCUUGGAGGGAAGACCAUCACUAUACAGUCAUAAAAAGGUCAUGAGAUAUGUUGUUUCUGUGGACCUCACAAAUAAAUCUUUGGUCCCUGGCACAAAGCGUUACCAGCAAGUUCUACUGUGCUUAAAAGAAAGGGUGAUGCUGAGAAGUGACUUCCUUUUGACAACAUGCCACCCAGGAGCAGAUAAAGACGGAGCUCUACAUAAUCUGCUGUCUCAGUACACAUAUGAGGAGUGUAGACCUACACUUCACAGCCAGACUCUGAAAAAUCUAUUCUGCCCGUCACUUCAUCACUCAGACCUGCGGGGAAAGGGUCUUUCCUGUACUCCAAACCAAUUCCUGGAGUGGCUAGGAGCAGUGAACUUGAAUAUCAGCUGUGAUAAUUCAGCUGUCAGUUUCCUGUCUACGUAUAUGUGCCCAGAACCUAGAGCCCCUGUGAGUCAGUCUGUGCUCUGCACAGUCACUGGGCUCAUUCCUCCAAAAGAUGUCUGUAGACUGCUGAAAGAGCUUAGAUGCUAUUUUGCUGAGCCAAACUUUGCAGCAUGGGUUUCACUUACUGUGCAUGGCUUUGUGGAUUGUCCUGUAUCCUGGGGAGCUGCAGAGCAUGGAUUCUUUAAAGGUGGAGAAAACCUGUACAAUUUUGUUUGCUUCAAGAACCAGGACUACUGGUUAUACAAAGCUACUGGUUCAGAAGAUGCUUGCCCUCCCUGAUGUACUGGACCUUGAUUGGAGAAAACUUGCAUUUUUUUUUGUUUGUUUUUUGCUUAACUUUAUCUUGUUCCUUUCGGCUGUUUGUGUCUUGUGCAAAUUGUCUCCUGAAGGCUGACUAUAUUAUAUGUAUACAUUGCUUUUUGUUAAGAAGCAUAUGCUCCUUUUUUCUGGAUAUCUUAAUGUUAUUAAUAAUAAAUGAGUGAAACUUUUGUCAACAAAAAAUGUACAUGUGCAUAUUGUUAGGGUUCAUAGAAAUCAAAUCCAGUUGGAAUGAACCCAGUCCCAAAUUUAGCAUAAUAGCUACAAAUGAAAAGGGUUUAUCUCAGCUAUAUUAUUUUCCAGGCAAACAAGUGGUUCUCAGUGGUGUAACUACUGUCCAGUUUUUCCUUCCUCUUAAUCAUGAUUCAUCCGAUCCAUGGCAACCAUGUUAAAACAAUUUUUUACAACCUGUUUAUCCUUUAAACAUUAACCAGCAUAAAUAUGUCUAUUUUCUAACUGUCUAAGCACCAUAUCAUCAGGAAAUCGCAAGUUCGAUCCCUGGUGAUGCUACAGGCGUUCGUGGUUGGGAAUUCAGGUCACGCUCUUUCUGGGUGGGUAGGAUGCCCCCCCCUCCCCCAUCCCCCAACCCUCCAAGUCUAUGUGCCUACAGUUGGAGAACCAGUGGGCAUAACAAAUGGGCGGAGACACUGUCAAUCAAAACUUGCAUUGGCCAAUCACAAGUGUGUGUGUGUGUGUGUGUGUGUGUGUGUCCCGUAAGCUACUUCCAGUCAUCUGCGUUGUGUGUGAUGCUGUAAUAAAACUCAGGACACCGGA
This is a messenger RNA of Pygocentrus nattereri (red-bellied piranha), 2035 nucleotides long. RefSeq names its product ribonuclease P/MRP 40 subunit (gene rpp40). Gene Ontology annotation, molecular function: ribonuclease P activity; ribonuclease MRP activity. NCBI's taxonomy places the organism in Eukaryota, Metazoa, Chordata, Actinopteri, Characiformes, Serrasalmidae. Bases 137 to 1222 code for a protein of 361 amino acids. Gene Ontology annotation, biological process: tRNA 5'-leader removal; endonucleolytic cleavage in ITS1 to separate SSU-rRNA from 5.8S rRNA and LSU-rRNA from tricistronic rRNA transcript (SSU-rRNA, 5.8S rRNA, LSU-rRNA); tRNA 3'-end processing. Gene Ontology annotation, cellular component: ribonuclease MRP complex; multimeric ribonuclease P complex. The transcript is spliced from 8 exons. The record is from RefSeq and is a predicted model, not a curated record.